AUGGCAUCUGCUUCGACCAGCGUAGCGGGCGCAGGCACCAACGGUCGACCCGUUGUAUUUAUGGACAUCUCCAUCGGCGACCACCCGGCAGGCCGCAUCAAGUUCGAGCUGUAUUCCGACAUCGUGCCGCGCACCUGCGAGAACUUCCGCCAGCUGUGUACGGGCGAGUUCCGUCCCAACCACACACCCGAGGGCUACAAGAACGCCAUCUUCCACCGCAUCAUCAAGGACUUUAUGUGCCAGGGCGGAGACUACAUCAAUGCAGACGGCACCGGCUCCCGCUCCAUCUACGGCGACACUUUCCAAGACGAGAAUUUCAGCCUCAAACACGACCAGCCGGGCCUGCUCAGCAUGGCCAAUUCGGGUCCGGGCACAAACGGUUGCCAGUUCUUCAUCACCGCUCAGCCAUGCCCCUUUUUGGACGGAAAACAUGUGGUGUUUGGCAAGGUCGUCGACGGUCUUUUGACGUUGAGGAAGAUGGAGAAUGUUCCGACGGGCGCAAACAACCGUCCCAAGAUGGACGUCAGGAUCACACAAUCGUCGACGUGUCAGCGAUGCAUUAUCGAUGUGCCAUCCCCCACCGUUCGCAAAUCUUCCGGACCGGAGAAGGCAUGCGAUCGGGCAAUCGUUUUGAGAUCAAGGCGUCGAGCCCGAUGGAAAAGUGGAGAAUGGCACGAGCUGCAAGAUGAAAUCAUGAUCGAUGGCCCGCCUUCGCCCUCGCAACACCCGACUGGCCAAGCCAAUCCCACCACUGCUAGAGCAUGCUGCGCGCUUCCAGCAUUGUACAUACGCAAGCAGCAUGGCUCGAUGCGAGCAGUUUCGUCCAGCGGCACGGAUGCACACCGAUCUUCGGACCGUGGCCCGGGCGCGCGUGCCGCUCCUGCGCUUUAUCGCUGCCAGAUCAGCAGCACGCAGCUCUCUCCACCCACGCCUCGCCUCGUUGCGCUGCGCUGUGCUGUGCUGGGCUGCCCUCGAAUCCUUUCCCCCACCACCACCAUCACCGUGUCGGAAAUACAAUCCACCAAAAUGUCCGCCCUCGACUCGCUCAAGCAGUACACCGCCGUCGUCUCGGACUCGGGCGACUUUGAGUCCAUCGACGCCUACAAGCCCCAGGACGCCACCACCAACCCUUCGCUCAUCCUGGCCGCCGUCAAGCAGGAAAAGUACGCGCGUCUCAUCGACGUCGCCGUGCAGUACGCCAAGGAGCAGACCUCGGACAAGACCAAGCAGCUCGACCUCGCCACUGACCGUCUGCUCGUCGCCUUUGGUGUGGAGAUCCUCAAGAUCAUCCCCGGCCGUGUCUCGACCGAGGUGGACGCGCGCCUCUCGUUCGACAAGGAGGCCACCAUCGCCAAGGCCAAGUCGCUCAUCGCCCUGUACGAGUCGCUCGGCGUCAAGCGCGAGCGCGUCCUCAUCAAGAUCGCCUCCACCUGGGAGGGCAUCCAGGCCGCCCGCGAGCUCGAGUCGCAGCACAACAUCCACUGCAACCUCACGCUCCUCUUUGGCUUCAACCAGGCCGUCGCCUGCGCCGAGGCCGGUGUGACGCUCAUCUCGCCCUUUGUCGGCCGCAUCCUCGACUACUACAAGAAGGCCGAGGGCAAGGAGUACGCCUCGCACGAGGACCCCGGUGUGCUCUCGGUGCAGCGCAUCUACAACUACUACCGCCAGCACGGCUACAAGACCAUCGUCAUGGGCGCCUCGUUCCGCAACACGGGCGAGAUCCUCGAGCUCGCCGGCUGCGACUUCCUCACCAUCUCGCCCAAGCUGCUCGAGGAGCUCAAGAACGCCCAGGGCCCCAUCGAGCAGAAGCUGUCGGUCGACAAGGCCAACGCCGCCGAGAAGAUCCCCAAGGUGUCGUACAUCAACGACCAGCCCGCCUUCCUGCUCGACCUCGCCAAGGACCCCAUGGCCAACACCAAGCUCGCCGAGGGCAUCGCCGGCUUUGCCAAGGACGGCGCCACCAUGGAGCAGAUGAUCGCCGACAAGCUCUAA
Messenger RNA from Moesziomyces antarcticus, 1992 nucleotides. Its product is annotated as transaldolase. Gene Ontology annotation, cellular component: cytoplasm; intracellular anatomical structure. Lineage: Eukaryota; Fungi; Basidiomycota; Ustilaginomycetes; Ustilaginales; Ustilaginaceae. The record is from RefSeq and is a predicted model, not a curated record. Gene Ontology annotation, biological process: protein folding; carbohydrate metabolic process; pentose-phosphate shunt, non-oxidative branch. Gene Ontology annotation, molecular function: peptidyl-prolyl cis-trans isomerase activity; transaldolase activity. The coding region runs from base 1 to 1992 and encodes 663 amino acids. The transcript has 6 exons.